This is a messenger RNA of Camellia sinensis, 1146 nucleotides long. The record is from RefSeq and is a predicted model, not a curated record. Lineage: Eukaryota; Viridiplantae; Streptophyta; Magnoliopsida; Ericales; Theaceae.
AUGCUAAGGUUUCUAAUUGAACUUGAUCUGUCAACAAACAAUCUCACAAGUUCAAUCCCAGCUUCUAUAGGGAACUUAACUUACUUGACCAUUCUAUUCCUUUAUAAAAACCAACUUUCUGGGUCCAUCCCCCAAGAUGUUGGAAUGCUAAGGUCUCUAAUUGAACUUGAAUUGUCAACAAACAAUCUCACAAGUUCAAUCCUUGCUUAUAUAGGGAACUUGGCCACCUUAACCAUUUUACACCUUUUCAAAAAUCGUCUUUCUGGACCCAUCCCUCAAGAAGUUAGAAUGUUGAGGUCUCUAAUUACACUUGAUUUGUCAGCAAACAAUCUCACAGGUUCAAUCCCUCUUGAGUUAGGAAAACUAAACUCCCUAACUUAUUUCGCUUUGUAUGCGAACAAACUGAUAGGCUCCGUUCCUUCAAAAUUGGACAAUCUUACGCAUUUGCAAAUCUUUGAAAUAAGCAAUAACAUGCUCACAGGUCAUAUCCUGCCGAGUAUUUGCAUUGGAGGAUUACUUACCAAACUAGCUACAACAAACAACUGCUUAAUAGGUGAUAUCCCAAAAUUUUUGGGAAAUUACAGUCAGUUGUGUCGAGUUAGGUUUCAUCGAAACCAACUCACAGGAAAUAUAUUUGAAAUUUUUGGGGUACUCCCAAACUUGGUAUAUAUUGAUCUAAGUUAUAAUAACUUCUAUGGUGAACUUUCUAAAAAAUUGGGGCAGUGCCAUAAUUUGACUGGUAUAAACUUCUCCAACAAUAAAAUCUCUGGAAAUAUACCACUUGAGUUUGGAGAUGCAAGUCAGUUGCAACUACUUAACCUCUCUUCAAAUCAUCUAGAUGGAGAGAUCCCAAAGAGUGUAGGAAAGUUGGCCUUAUUGUUCAGUAUUUCUCUGAGUGAUAACAAAUUUUCAGGCAACAUUCCAGUAGAAUUUGGCAGGCUAUCUAAUUUGGAAGAUCUAAACUUGGCGGCAAACAAUCUAAGUGGAUCAGUUCCAAUCCAACUAGGGGAGCUUGUGAAACUGUGGAACUUGAAUUUGAGCGAAAAUCUACUCAGGAAGGAUAUUCCUUCUGAAAUAGGCACAUUACAAUUUCUUCAAAGCCUUGACCCUGGAAACAAUUUGUUUAAAGGUGAGAUUCCACAAUAG